Molecule: messenger RNA, 350 nt
Organism: Galeopterus variegatus (Sunda flying lemur)
Lineage: Eukaryota; Metazoa; Chordata; Mammalia; Dermoptera; Cynocephalidae
Gene: TMEM51-AS2
Product: chromosome unknown open reading frame, human C1orf195
Source: RefSeq, a predicted model, not a curated record
AUGCCAUCGUCCACUCUGUCCUGCAGACCUUUUGAUCUAAGGCAGCGGCUCUCCAGGUGUGGUCCAGGAGCUGGUUACCUGAAACCCCCUUCUUGGAAGCAACUUUGUCUACUCUUCACUGUGAGAGGCUCCCAGUAAUUGGCUCAUCCUGGGCAAGAGAAUGCACAUGUCCUAAGCUGCCAACAUACUUCCCCAUAUGCGAUGAGUCAGUACAAACACGUGGGCAGGGCUGAAGAACUCCAGGAACUUCAACUGUAGUGGCCCAGCCAGGCACAGUGCCUCUUAGCCCAAGACAAAAAUGUUAAGCCAAUGGCUCCAGCAGCUUCCAACCAUGAAACUAAGGACCAGUG